AUGGAUCAGACCCAAGAGCUGCGACGAGCCUACUAUCCACGCCCCGACGCCGCGAGCUCCUCCAGGUCCACCAAAGCCGCCGGCUUGGAGCAGGUGGAGACCGUGCGGUGCGCGUGCUGCGGUGUGGCGGAGGACUGCACGGCGGCGUACAUCCGCGGCGUCCGCGCGUCCUUCUGCGGCGACUGGCUGUGCGGGCUGUGCGCGGAGGCGGUGAAGGAGCGGGUGCGGAGGGACCCGUCGGGCGGCGUGGCGGCGGCGCUGGUGUCCCACGAGGCGGAGUGCAGGGACUUCAACGCGACCACGAGGCUGAACCCGACGCUGUCGCUCGCGGGCUCCAUGCGGCGCAUCGCGCGCCGCAGCUUCGACCGGAGGACGUCGUCGUGCCAGGAGCGUGGCCUCCGGGCCCCGGCGUUCACGAGGUCCGCCAGCUGCGACUAGGGCUGCUAACGGGUUAGGUCCAUUCAGGUUCUACGGGUUGGGUUCUAGUUUGGGUCUAUUUAGAGGGGUCCAAAUGUGUCAAGGUUGGGCGGGUUCGCUGGAGAAACGGGUUGGGGUGGGUUGUACUGAGUUCAAUUCUUGGGUUCAACCCGCGGGUUCCUUCCGUCUCGACCCAAAUCCUC
Molecule: messenger RNA, 620 nt
Organism: Phragmites australis (common reed)
Lineage: Eukaryota; Viridiplantae; Streptophyta; Magnoliopsida; Poales; Poaceae
Exons: 1
Coding region: 1-438 (145 amino acids)
Source: RefSeq, a predicted model, not a curated record